Messenger RNA from Peromyscus californicus insignis, 975 nucleotides. It is a transcript of the gene Psmd10, whose product is annotated as proteasome 26S subunit, non-ATPase 10. The transcript has 5 exons. Gene Ontology annotation, molecular function: protein binding. Lineage: Eukaryota; Metazoa; Chordata; Mammalia; Rodentia; Cricetidae. Bases 52 to 732 code for a protein of 226 amino acids. The record is from RefSeq and is a predicted model, not a curated record.
GAGACGUGAAUGGGCGGGACUUGAGCUUCACGGAGAUCCUGGGAAGGCGAAAUGGAGGGGUGUGUGUCUAACGUAAUGGUCUGCAACCUGGCCUACACCGGGAAGCUGGAUGAGUUGAAGGAGCACAUUUUGGCCGAUGUAUCUCUAGCUACUAGAACCGAUCAGGACAGCAGGACUGCGUUGCACUGGGCAUGCUCAGCUGGUCAUACAGAAAUUGUUGAAUUCUUGCUGGAACUUGGAGUGCCAGUGAAUGAUAAAGAUGACGCAGGCUGGUCUCCUCUUCAUAUUGCUGCUUCUGCUGGCCGGGAUGAGAUUGUAAAAGCCCUUCUGGUAAAAGGUGCCCAAGUGAAUGCUGUCAACCAAAAUGGCUGCACCCCUCUCCAUUAUGCUGCUUCGAAAAAUAGGCAUGAGAUUGCUGUCAUGUUACUAGAAGGUGGGGCUAAUCCAGAUGCGAAGGACCAUUAUGAAGCCACAGCAAUGCACCGGGCAGCAGCCAAGGGUAACUUGAAGACGGUUCAUGUCCUUCUGUUCUACAAAGCAUCCACAAACAUCCAAGACACUGAGGGUAACACUCCUCUACACUUAGCCUGUGAUGAGGAGAGAGUGGAAGAAGCAAAAUUACUGGUGACCCAAGGAGCAAGUAUUUACAUCGAGAAUAAAGAAGAAAAGACACCCCUGCAAGUGGCCAAGGGUGGCCUGGGUUUAAUACUCAAGAGACUUGUAGAAAGUUAAGCAGCUCUCAUUUAUUCUUCGUGGGUUUUGUUGUCCUCACUGCCCUGGAAACUGUUGUACUGUGCACAAGGCAUCUGGAAUGAUUGAAAGCAUUUGCUCACCUUCCGAAUCGUACAACAUGUUGUAUCGCUCCUGCUCAAGUCCCCGUUCUAAGCUUACAACCCACUGUUCAGGCAACAAAACUCUUGAGAUUGUUCUACUGAUGUCAUUUAUUGUUCUCCAUUAAAUCUUGCUUAAUUUGGA